Messenger RNA from Trypanosoma grayi, 1938 nucleotides. RefSeq names its product pseudouridylate synthase I. NCBI's taxonomy places the organism in Eukaryota, Euglenozoa, Kinetoplastea, Trypanosomatida, Trypanosomatidae. The record is from RefSeq and is a predicted model, not a curated record. The transcript has a single exon. Gene Ontology annotation, cellular component: nucleus; cytoplasm. Gene Ontology annotation, molecular function: pseudouridine synthase activity; RNA binding. Bases 1 to 1938 code for a protein of 645 amino acids. Gene Ontology annotation, biological process: tRNA pseudouridine synthesis; mRNA pseudouridine synthesis.
AUGGCACGGCGCAAGGCGUUCGAGGGCCGUCGCAUGUGCCUGCGCAAAGCCCCAAAGGACCACACGCUGCUCGGGCUCUGCAUCAUGUACUGCGGCACCGGCUACCGCGGCCUGCAGCUGCAGACACACACCCUCACCCAGCACACCGUUGAGGGUGUGCUCAUUCAGGCCAUGAAGGACGUGGGACUUGUGGAGGCGCUGGAGCGCGGGCGUGUGAGCGGUGAGACGCACCACUUUGCACGCUCGUGCCGCACCGAUCGCGGUGUGCACGCCGUGCGGAAUCUCAUCUGCCUCUUUGUUCCCAACGAGAGGUUCGAGGCGGUGGGCGGCUGCGAGCAACUCAUGCAGCGGUUGAAUGCAGUGCUGCCCUUGACGGUGCGUGUGGCACAUGUUACACAUCUGAUGGGGAACUUUAUCCCGCGUUUUUGUUGCAAUCGACGGGUGUACCGCUACCUGAUUCCUACCUAUGCGCUCAUCCCACCCUGCGAUACGUGGGAGAGCUUUUACGAGAAGUUCCCUCUGGCCAAGGACUCACUGUGCCGUUACGCGCAGGAGCAGCGUUCGUUUGUUGAUUUGUGCCCCAACGAAACAGAACCAUGGCUUGCAGCGGUAGCAGCAGCAGUGAUGCGUGGCAAUGAAGUUUUACAGCGUUAUAUAGUGGGGACCCAUCGUUUUCACAACUUCUCUGUCGACAUGAUGCAGCGUGGUGGUUCUGGGUGGAGCCGGAAGGUGAUUGCGCCUAGUAGUAACGAGGCGGUGCGCACCGUCCACCGCUGCGAGAUUGCACCGCGUGUGUUCUUGCUACCGCAAUCCGCAACGGGACCGACACGGGCUGAGUACUACGACUCACUGAGUGUCGCUAGUGGCCAGUCAUCGGCAGCGGCAGCGGUGGCAUCAUCAGAAGCUGAGCAAAACGCUGUUGAUGGCUCGUCUGAUGGUGGUCUUUUACCUUUUGUUGUGUUCCAGAUCGAGGGCAGCUCAUUCCUUUUCAAUAUGAUACGAAAAAUUGUUGGUACCGUACUUGCCACUGUGCGUGGCGCUAGGGAGUCGCUCAUCGAAGAGGCGCUCUCACCUGAGCGCCGCGUCACCUGCCCGCUGGCGCCAGGCCCUUACUUGUACCUCUUUCUAUCCUCUUACCACGGCUAUGACCGUGUGGUGCGUAACAGCGGCACGGUGCGUUUCCGGACCAUGCAAGAGGAAUGGAGUGGCGACGUUGCUGCUGCUUCUGCAACAUUUGCAAUGUCGUGCGUGGCGGCUGACGUCGUUGACCUUGACUUGAACCGAACGCCUGGUGUGGGCACGCUUCUGGUCGCAAGGGAUGAGGCACGGCGCGUGACGCGGCCCUGCUGGGAGGCCGAGGACAAGCACGUAGCUACCAUGAAGGAGUAUCACCCGGCUGUUGUGGAGCCACAUCCGAAGUACUCGGAGAUGACGGCUUUCCUGCGUUCAUUGCGGGUGCACAACUGGAGCAUCGAGGUGGUAAAGUCGUCAAUCGGUAGGAAAGCUACGGCUCCAAACGCUAAUAAUAAGAACAACAGUGAUGAUAACAACACGAAGGACAAGGACAAGGAACAAGAGAAUCGUGCACGGGAGAUGGAGACGGGUUUGACAGGGAAAGAACCAAAGUCGUUGAAACGACAACGGACAGAGAUGACAUGUGCCCCGCCUGAUGACGACACUGCUAUGGAAGAGGUGGGGCCCAACAACGACGAAGACGACGACAAGAACAAGAAGGAAAGUGAUGAUGCGUCUGAUGAGGAUGAUUGUGGCGACGACGGUUGGUUGUAUGUUGCCCUGACGGAAGAGGCGGAGAGGCACAAGCGUCGUGAGUAUCAUCGGGGGGUGAAGCAGCGCUCCCGCACGUGGGAGCAUGACUCCGCCAAUGGCGGAACGGAGGCGGAUAAGUGGGGCAGCGAUGGCAGUGCCGGCAGCGAGUAA